AUGUAUGGAGAUGGGCCCCGGAAACUAUUGUCACUGGACGUAAAUGCAACCGUGAUGGAGUCUCCACCUACCAGAGCGCUACGUUCACUGGUCCCGAGGGACACCAGGCCGUGGCACUUCGAAGCCAAUCAGACAUGUCUGCCUUCUACAACUGCAGAAUGGACGGGUACCAAGAUACAUUGUACGCCCAAACCCAUCGCCAGUUUUUAUCGCAAUUGUGUCAUUUCUGGCACAGUUGAUUUCAUCUUUGGCGAUUCAUCCACUGUUAUACAAAACUGCUUGAUCAUUGCAAGGAAGCCCAUGGACAACCAACAAAACACAGUUACUGCUCACGGACGAAGCAAUAAACGUGAGACCACUGGUCUGGUAAUCCAAAACUGCCGAAUUGUCCCCGAGCAAAAACUUCAGCCUAUGAGGUUCAAAAUCCCUACCUAUUUGGGUCGGCCAUGGAAGGAAUACUCAAGGACUGUUAUUAUGGAAACGACACUGGCAGACUUCGUCCAGCCAGCAGGAUGGCUGCCAUGGGCCGGGAACUUUGCUCUCGACACAUGCAACUUUGCGGAGUAUGCAAACCGUGGUCCAGGAGCAAGACAGAUAAGAGGGUGA
Molecule: messenger RNA, 606 nt
Organism: Ilex paraguariensis (yerba mate)
Lineage: Eukaryota; Viridiplantae; Streptophyta; Magnoliopsida; Aquifoliales; Aquifoliaceae
Source: the annotation of a GenBank genome assembly